AAUCUACAAAGUUCACUGGUCAUUAAAGGUAAGUGCUCCUACUUUGAAAUACUUCGACCUAAUCUCUCAAGGGGUCCUACGAGAUAGACUCUAGGCUUAUCACGCGACCAAGAAAAAGGUGGUGUUAUCAAGAUACUGUCUUUUCUUCUUAAUUCCAGCGCGCCUCGGAAAAAGGAUGGAUGAAAGAUCAGAUCACAGUAUUAACACGCAUACAUUCUCAUCUUCUCACCACCAGGUCAUAUAAAACAAGAUUCUCGAAAUCUCACAUUGAAUACUACGGAGGCAGGAGGAAGCAUUUUGGCUUGAUUAAGCUUGAUCCACAUUAUACCCGCAUUCAACAACGUAGCUGAAGUGGCGCUGCGAUAAAAAAAAGACAAAAGGCGGUUCGAUCGCCUUUCAUCUUUCUCAAAACCCACGCAGAAUGGCUUCCGAAACUGCUGUUUCAGCAAUAGAAGAAGAAAUCGAUUAUGAAGGACUUGGAGAUAAUGUACCUCUACAUAUCAAUAUGAUCGCAGGUGCGAUGGCAGGAAUAAGUGAACAUGCUCUCAUGUUUCCUGUUGAUGUGAUUCGGACGAGAAUGCAAAUAUUGUCUGCUUCUCCGGCAGCAACGUAUACAGGCGUUACACAGGCACUAUCAAGGAUCAGUAGUGUGGAAGGAGCAAGAGCGCUAUGGAAAGGUGUCAAUUCAGUCAUCCUUGGAGCAGGUCCAGCACAUGCAGUCUAUUUCGGAACGUAUGAAGUGGUGAAAGAAGCAACAGGAGGAAAUGCAUCUGGGCAUCAUUUUGGUAGUACAGCAUUUGCAGGAGCAUCUGCAACGAUUGCCUCUGAUGCAUUCAUGAACCCAUUCGAUGUGAUCAAACAAAGAAUGCAAAUGCAUGGAUCAGCUUAUAAAAGUGUCAUGUCAUGCGCAUCUCAAGUGUACAAGCAAGAAGGAUUACGUGCUUUUUACGUUUCUUAUCCCACUACAUUGGCAAUGACAGUUCCAUUCACAGCCGUUCAAUUCUCGGUAUACGAAUAUGCCAAAAAGGUUCUAAAUCCAAAAGAGGGUUAUUCACCUUUGACACAUAUGACAGCAGGUGGUUUGGCAGGAGCAGUGGCAGCAGCGGUAACUACGCCAUUGGAUGUUGCAAAAACAUUAUUGCAAACACGCGGUAGCAGUACAGAUCCAGCAAUUCGAAAUGCAUCAGGAAUGGCAGAAGCUUUCCGAAUCAUUACACAAAAAGAAGGUGCAAAAGGUUUCACUCGUGGAAUGAGCGCCAGAAUUGCAACCCAUAUUCCAGCAAACGCUCUUUGUUGGCUAUCGUAUGAAGGAUUCCGAUUCUUCCUUAACAAACGUGAUAAGGGACUUUGAUCGGACAAGUGGGCAAAUCAAAGCAAAGAGGGGGCUUGCCUGUUGGCAAAGACUAUAGAAUGCUCAUUCUACCCUAAAUCUCAAAUCUUACACAUUAAUCAUCAAUGGUUGUAUGAUGGUCGCCCUUUUAUCUAUACUAGCUUGCAUCGUUAAUUUAUGGGAACACUUCAUCCAACCACAAUUCUUCACUGUCUUUCAGUAGAGUUACCUUUGUAUAUAGUCUUGUUUGCCCAACAAAAAAAACACACUUCAUCUUUGCAAUCAGAUGAGCUUUUCUUCGAAAUAAAAGUUGUUGAUGAG
Molecule: messenger RNA, 1651 nt
Organism: Meira miltonrushii
Lineage: Eukaryota; Fungi; Basidiomycota; Exobasidiomycetes; Exobasidiales; Brachybasidiaceae
Product: putative MRS4-protein of the mitochondrial carrier family
Exons: 1
Coding region: 422-1351 (309 amino acids)
Biological process (GO): iron import into the mitochondrion
Cellular component (GO): mitochondrial membrane
Molecular function (GO): ferrous iron transmembrane transporter activity
Source: RefSeq, a predicted model, not a curated record